This is a messenger RNA of Acanthoscelides obtectus, 4460 nucleotides long. The record is from the annotation of a GenBank genome assembly. Lineage: Eukaryota; Metazoa; Arthropoda; Insecta; Coleoptera; Chrysomelidae.
CAUUUUGACUCAGUCAAUGAGCUACACUUCGCGACAUCUAUGAACAAAUCUUGCAAUGACUGCUACGAAAUCUUAUGUAUAUAAGAUAGUUAUCUGUAAUCAUGUAGUCUAGAUAUUCUGUCGAACUUGUCUUGUCAGUCUAUUGUCAACAUGUCAACUUUGAGAUGUCAAAGGUCAACCUUCAAAGUACACGUCAGGAUUUUGCAGAAUUUUAAUCCAAAAUUUUCAAUAUUGUGCAAUAAAAGUAAAAUUAAAAAAUCAUCAGCAUUGUGACUACUGACGAUAUAAAAUACCGUUAUCCAAGAGUCAAUUCAUUUCCAAUCUUUUAGAUAUGACCAACGUUUCUAGUGAGCAGGAAUGCACAAACCAAUGUCGGUCUUCUCAACAUGGGGAUAUAAUCACUGCAGCUAUUACAAAAAGAGGCAUUUCUGACUCUGAUCUUUGCUCUUUCCUAGCAUAUACAUGUUGUCGAUGUGAAUCUGUGGUAGAUUCUGAUGGAAGAACUGCUCUACAGGUAGCAGCAUCUUGUGGAAGACUGGGCAUAGUGAGAUGGUUAGUUAAAUGUCGGCAUGCUGAAAUAAUCCCAAGAGACAUUGAAUCUGGCUAUACCCCACUCCAUAGAAGCAUAUUUUAUGGCAAAAUCAAUGUAGCUAUAGAGCUGAUGAAACUUGGAGCCUCAAUCACAGAGUGUGACAAUGAUAGCUUAACAGUGCUCGAACAUGCUAUGAAGGAUGGGUUGAAGCCUGAUAGAAGUGUUAUAGUUGGUGAACUGUAUUGCUGGGGCUCCAACACAAACAAUCUGUUAGGUCCUCAGCAAGCAAGGCUUACUCCUGAGAUGCUGGACAUUUUUCAUAAAGAGCAUCUUGGUGAGCAGGUUCAGCAGAUUUGUGUGGAUCAAUUUCACACUGUCAUUGUCACUGCAUCUGGUAAAGCUUAUUCUUGUGGACAUGGCCAAGGAGGUAGGCUAGGCUUAGGUGAUGAGAAAUCUGCUGUAAUUCCUCACAAUAUUAUGUUCCAGUCCAAUCAAAAAGGAGAAAUUAUCUCAUGUAUCCAAGCAGCUAUUUCCAGAUACCACAGUAUCUUUCUAUGCUCAGAUGGAAAUAUCUACACGUGCGGCCUGAACACGUACAAGGUACUGGGGCAGAUGCCACCGCCUGAAAGAUGCCUGGUGCCCAAACCCAUCAAAAAGGUGUCUAAAGAAGUGGCUGGUGUGUGCGCUGGCCCAUACCAUUCGGUGAUCUGGGGACCAGAAGCACUGUACACCUGGGGGCUAAACGCGGGUCAGUUGGGACAUAAGGAGGGUGGUAAAGGGAAGGAUCAACAAUUCAUACUUAUGCCGAAGGUGGUGAAUAUUGUUGGAGAAGUUACUAUAUCACAGGUUGUUGCAAGUACCGGCGCAACUGCAGUACAUACUAAGAAAGGCGAUGUAUACGUAUUACACGAAUACUUGUGCCGAAAAAUUGCUUCAAAGCAACUGGAUGUAGUUCAGAUCACUAUUGUUGGAGGCAAACUGGACUUCAAUUUGCUCUCUCAUGAAAUUUCGAAAGAAUACAGCAAGGAACUAAAAGUGGCCAUUUUAAUCAGUACAGGCAAUGUAUUGCUCUGGCAAGAGAGCGAUCCUCAACUUUGUAGGUGUAUGUAUUCAAUAAACCGUGCCGUGAUAGCUAGGCAAAUCCAUCUGAACCUGAAUGAGCUUUUGUUGGUAACUGAUUAUGGUGAAGCUUUCAAAGGUGUCAUGAAACCAAGAAAAAAGAAGGCUAGUCCAGCUGAAAAGCCACAAAAAGUUAUAGAAAAAAGUGCAUUCCAUAAAUUCUUAGAAAAGGAUGACUGUAUCAUGAUCACGUUACAAAAGGUCUCGAAGAUACAUAGAGCUUUAUGCAUUCAAAGUGACCCUAAAGGAAAGGAUUACUGUGUUAUACAGGCAUAUCCAUAUAGGAACUUCGAAUUUCCCGAAAUGGCACCAUCAGAAGUCAAACAAAACCUGGAAUUAUGCCUUGAGGAAGCAGAUGAAACUGAUGACAUUCAUGACAUAAUUUUUAAAAUUGAUAGCGAAAAAUUCCCCGCCCACAAAUACAUAAUAGCCAGUUGCAGUCCUUACCUGGCAAGACUGAUGGAAGAAAAAAAGCAGAAAGAAAUUGUUUUGGAUGUAGGAAAGCCAGAAAUAUUUUGGGAGUUUUUGCAUUUUGUGUACACUGGAGAUUGUGAACUCACAAAAUGCUGUGAAGUUAAAAAUACAAAGUUGAGGAAGUUGUGCAUUGUGAAGCAAAAAGAUGAAAAAAUUGAGGAAAUAGCGAAGCUAGAGGAAGAAAAUGGAUUCAAAUUUAAUGAGAUAUCAGCUUAUGAGUUCUAUAAAAAGAACAAAGAAAAUAAAGAAAACGAAGAAAAGGAACCGAAGAAUUUAAAAAACCCGGUCCGAAUGCUACACGAAAUGGCAAAAAGACUGGAAUGUUCAGAGUUGCAAAAAACACUGAACACAUUGGAUAUGGAAGGAUUCAUUGUAAAACAUAAAUACAACUGCAAUUAUCAUAAUAAACCUUUGAAAUUUGAUCUGAAUGCUCAUCAGGAACUAUAUGAUGUGACAGUGAAAUGUAAGGAUGACAAGAGUUUGAAGGCACAUAAAUGUAUACUUUCUGCCAGGUUGGAGUAUUUCAACAAUAUGUUUUCUACAAGGUGGAGUGGGCAUAAAACAAGUGAAGUAACUCUACCCUUCCCCAAAAGUACCGCAGACGCCCUACUCGAGUAUCUCUACACAGAUACUUUAUCCAGCCUUCAAAAUAAAGAAAUGGAACACCUCUUCAGAGUGCUCAUCCUGGCAGAUCAACUGUUCGUUGUCAGACUAAAGGAACAGUGCGAAUUGUUGCUGUCCAAUCUGAUCACUUUGAAGAACGCUGUUAAUAUUCUUGCCUUUGCGCAUUCGUAUAAUGCUCAGAAGCUGAAGUAUUGUUGCAUGAAAUUUAUUAUUUUGAAUAUGGCGGCGUUUUUGGAGUCGAGGAUGUUAGAUGAACUCGAGGAUGAUCUUCUGAGUGACUUGUCGGAUUUUUAUUUUCAGGAGAAAGAACAGGUGUGGUGCCGUGUUAUAACUCCGUACUCUACUGCUGUAAGCGACGAAAUAGUAUUAUCAAUAGCUAGCGCCUUCCCUGUAUCUCUGGACGAGCAAGUUCAGUCAUGUAGCACCACGAAAACAAGUCAAAAGGAGAAGAAAAGGAGGUCACAUAAAUCCAGUACUUCUGAGAAGAGGAACUCUAGUUUUAGUGAUCACCCCGAUUCUGUGAUACAGUUUCCUGAUGUACCUGAAACUGCUGAGGUUACUUUGGAUAUUAGGAGUAUCACUUGUAAUAUUCCUAAUAGACUAAAGUCUAUCGUUUUAGCAACAGGUUGGGGAGUAAACACAAUAGAUUUCAAAUGGCCCCAUAGAAAAAAUUCUAAUGGCGUCAAAUCAGGAGAUCUAGCAAGCCAUUCUAUAGGCCCUCUUCACCUUAUCCAUUUAUCUGGAUCUGGCCAUUGGCGAACCGGAAGAACAUAGUGAGGAGGAGCGCCGUCUUGCUGGAAAUAUAUUUCAGCCUCAUCAAGUAAACCUGUAGGGUUUCCAUCCUCUUCGAUUUGGUUUUCAAUGGUUUCAGUGAUAAGCAGAUUGAUGAAAUUGUCGAGAACGAAGGUAUAGAAUCCGACUACACAGUCCUGGGCAGCUCUUCUGAGCUAGGAGCUUCUUUUAACGAUUUUCAUGAUUUUCCUCAAUUGAGUAGUCCUCCUAGACCGGUAGGGAAUAUUGCACUACACAGUAAGAGUCCCCCUCAAAGGACAGAUUCGAAGCAUAAGUUGUCUAAGUUGUCACAAAAGCAACGGAAAAGGUUGUCUUCCGAGAGCAUUGCUCAAAGUCCGCCAGCUCAAGAACACCCCAAAAAUCCCUGGAAACCCAUUCCUGAUAUAACUGAUAAUAUAACUCCGAAGAAAUCUACUAUAAAUGACAUUAUAUCUGAUGAAAGGAAGCAAAAAGAAAAUCUUAUGAAGAUUACCAGUAAGCUUCUGCUAUUUACACAGAUGGAGGAUAAGGCCAUAGAGGAAUUGCACAAGUUUUACAACACGGAAAAUGUAGCCGAAGAAAUUAUCUCGGUAGAAAGGGUGAAUAUUGGGGCUGUAGCAGCUCCAGUGUGGGUUCCCAAGACAAAAUAAUGAUUUUUUAUCAAGUUUUAUAGAAUUUAGUUAAAUACGACUUAAAUCUAAAAAAUGGAAAACGUAUGAAUUAUAAAUUUAUUUUUCCAACCUGAAUUUGUAUCAUUUUGUUUAUUGUGUUCACUAAAACAAUUUAUUUUUUUAAUUUAUUCAUAAAUAUGUUUACAAAAUUGUUUUAUUUGAAUUUGUGUGAUACAUGAUGUUUGAUCAGCAUUGUAAUUAGGAUAAACUGAACGUCUGUUGAUUUUAUAAAUGUACUUUAUUUAUGUAAAUAAAAUUAUUUUUAGAUA